GAGUCACAAAUCACAUUGAGCCAAAAAGCAGCCAGUGUUUUCUGCAGUUACAAACAAAAUGAAUAUUCCCAUGCUACUGCCACAUUCUCACCGGCGUUUCCUAAAAGGCCUUUUAAGAACACCUUUCCGUCGUUACCACUUCAUCUUUCACUCAAGUACUCAUCUCAGAUCAGGAAUCCCUUGUGCUCAGCCAUUUAAUUCUCUUGGACUCCAAUGUACAAAAUGGAUGUUGUUGUCAAAUGGUUUAAAGAAAAAAUUAUGUGUACAAACAACCUUAAAGGAACACACAGAAGAACUUUCUGAUAAAGAACAAAGAUUUGUGGAUAAACUUUAUACCGGUUUAAUCCAAGGGCACAGGGCCUGCUUAGCAGAGGCCAUAACUCUUACAGAAUCAACACACAAGAGGAAAAAAGAGUUAGCCCAGGUGCUUCUUCAGAAAGUAUUAGUCUACCACAGAGAACAAAAACAAAUAAAUAAAGGAAAACCACUAGCAUUUCGAGUGGGAUUAUCUGGGCCCCCUGGUGCUGGAAAAUCAACCUUUUUAGAGUAUUUUGGAAAAAUGCUUACUGAGAGAGGGCACAAAUUAUCUGUGCUAGCUGUGGACCCUUCUUCUUGUGCUAGUGGUGGAUCACUCUUAGGUGAUAAAACCCGAAUGACUGAGUUAUCAAGAGAUAUGAAUGCAUACAUCAGGCCAUCUCCUACCAGCGGUACUUUAGGAGGUGUGACAAGGACCACAAAUGAAGCUAUUCUGUUGUGUGAAGGAGGGGGAUAUGACAUCAUUCUUAUUGAAACCGUAGGUAAUUCGUAUCUCUGCCAGAAAUGGAGAGGGCAUCACUGA
Molecule: messenger RNA, 838 nt
Organism: Zalophus californianus (California sea lion)
Lineage: Eukaryota; Metazoa; Chordata; Mammalia; Carnivora; Otariidae
Product: methylmalonic aciduria type A protein, mitochondrial-like
Cellular component (GO): cytoplasm
Molecular function (GO): GTPase activity; GTP binding
Source: RefSeq, a predicted model, not a curated record